ACAACCAGACGCAGCUGAACAGGAUGGAGAAGAAGACGAAGGAUCACAUUAUAGAUACCCUAGACGACCUGGAUGACAAUGGACUAAAUCGGUUCAAGGACAAGCUGGGCGACACGUCGUUCCAGGAGCGCAAAAUCGCCAAGGGGACGCUUCAGCAUGCGAACAGCGUGGAGGUAGCUUGUUUGAUAAUGAGCACCUUCACCGAAACGCACGCCGCUGCGAACACGAUCGCCGUUUUAAAUGCCAUUAACCAGGCACAACUGGCUGAACAGUUGAAAGAAAAGGUUAAAGCCGCGCCACCACCCAAAAAAAGGACAAAAUCGCCGUGUGCGGACAACAUCGGUACAGUAAAGGAAAUGAAUGGAGGAAGUGAGAGGCGGACUGGAGUAUUGCACCAAUCCAGGAGGGCGACGCAGACGGACGAUGAAUUUAACAGACUGACGGCACAGAGAGAAAUGAAUGGAGGAAGUGAGAGGUGGACUGGAGGAGUAUUACACCAAUCCAGGAGGGCGAUGCAGAUGGACAAUGAACUUAAGAGACAGACGGCACAGAGAGCUAAGUGUCGUUCUCAUCUAAACUUUAUAGAUACUUGUAUAGAUAAUGCAGUAGUUCCAACUGGCUUUAAAAUAAAACUAAGCGUAAACAUGAAGACUAGUGAAGCAGAAAGAUUAAAUGUAAAUCAGAUAUUAAAAGAGACUUCGUUUAAGGUAAUGCAGGAAGCUAAAUUGACAUUGGCAAGACGAAUUAGAGAAAUAAGUAAUGAAAUAGAGAUAGUAAUAAAUGACAUGAAUUGCAUGUUCCCUCCAUCAGAAAUGAGACAGUUACUUCGUAAAGUAGACAACCUUGAGAACAAAACACUAGAACAUUUGAACAACAAAAAGUUAAUGAAAUUACACAAAUUAAUAGGUCAACCGGGAUUACAAAAUAGAAUAGGUCUAGAAAAAAUAAAAAUUUCAAAUCAUAACAAUUCCGAGAAUAAGGAAAACACUGUUGAAACACUUUCGAAUAGAAUGCUUGAGCAAUGCGAGUAUAAGAGUUAUGACGACUACAACAUAGUUCAAAAAGAGAAGGACGGGAACUGUUUCUUUAGAUGUUUAGCUGUAGUUUUAUACGGUUCACAAAAUGACCAUCGAACAAUUAGACAUAAUGUAAUAGAACUAAUGGAAAGCAAUAUGAAACAAUAUGAAAUGAACAUCGACUCAGUGACCCAUAUUGAAAAAAUGAAAUUAAGUGAUGGGAGUAUAGAUUCUUGGGCUACAGAGGCAGAAGUUAUGGCAGCUGUAGAUCUCCUAAAUAGGCCCAUACACGUAUACAUAGACUUAAAGAAUAAGGACUGUUUUAAAUACGAAGGCACAAUACAAACUAUUAAAAAUAAGAAUGAUCCAAUUAAUCUUUUGUACAACAAUAACCAUUUCUCAGUUAUUGUAUUUAAAGACAAUGAAACCGGAAGAAAAUCUGAAUACUGUGGCAUAAUUAAGAAAGAUAAUCAAAAUAAAUCUAAAACAGUAAAAAUAAACCAGGUUAAAGUAAAUGAUAAAAUGCAAAAUAGAGAGUUAAACAUGACUAAGACAGAGAAUUCAAAACAGAAAGAUAGGAGACCCAAAAAUAGACAUGAUACCAAAUACACAAAAGAUAAGACAGAAGACAUUGUACUCAAUUUAUCAAGUAAAACUUUAACCACAUCCCAAAAAACAGUACUGAGUAAAGGACUUAAGUUUAUACCAACUAAAAGAUACAUCGAUAAAGAUAAACUGGCCACUGAAUUAAAGGAGUGGGAGAGACACAUGAGAUUAGCAGAAUAUUUUUUCAAUGAAAAUAUCUCAGAUUCAGAGGGUAAUUAUGAGCAUGGGAUUAAGGUUAAUAGUACCAGCACAUGGACUCCUCCGGAUGGAAGAGAUAAAUGGUUAGAUAUGUAUAUUGAAGUAGUUAAACAAGAAAUAAUGGUAGGACUAAAGAAAAGAUGUAAACGUAAUUUAACCAAUAUUGAAGAACAAGCUAUGACUGAGUUGUUAAAUGAUGAUGAUAUAAUGAUAAGACCAGCAGAUAAAGGCUCAGGAAUAGUGAUCAUGAACACAGAUGACUAUAUGAAAUCUGUACAAUGUGAAUUAAAUAAUACAGAUACAUAUGAAGAAGUUAAAAGCAAUAAGAUCAAUAAAUCGGUAAAAGAGGUUAAGGAAAUUGCGGAGAGACUAUACAAUAAAGGAAUUAUAUCAAAAGAAUUAAAAAAAUACAUGCAGCCAAAUAAUGCAAGAACAGGUCUAGCAAGAGGAAAUCCUAAAAUGCACAAAGAAAAUCACCCUCUGCGAAUGAUAGUCAGUAGACCUACUGACAUGCACCAGUAUUUACACAUGUCCUCUGCACAUCCGAUACACACUAAAAGGGCAAUCCCAAAGGGUCUAGGAAUGAGAAUACGAAGAAUAUGCUCAAAAGAAAGUGACUCUGUAAAACAAAGAAAUGUAUUAAAAACAAAUCUUAAAAAAAGAGGAUACAAAGAAACUAUUAUAGAGACGGAGUUAAGAAAAGUGGAUAAACUAAAAAGAGAUUAUAAAAAUAGAGAUAAAAAGGUCAAAAGAGUCCCAUUAAUAAUGACUUACUCUAAACUUUUGCCCAAUAUUUCUAAGAUAGUUUGGAAACACUUGCGGAUUCUACAUAAUUCAGAAAAAUUAAAAAAAGUGUUUCUUAAGGCCCCAGUUGUAGCAUUCAAAAGAGAAGCUAAUUUAGGUGAUAUUUUAGUUCACAGUAAACAUAAAAGAAUAAUUGACAGAAUAGGUUCUACGAAACAUGUGCACCAGUAGAUGUAAAGUGUGUAAAUACAUGGACAAAAGUAAAAAUAUAAUUAAACAUAAGAACACCACAUAUCCACUAAAAACUAAUACCUACUGUAAAAAUAGCAAUGUUGUUUAUGGAAUAGCCUGUGAAAAAUGUGAUGAAAUCAAAUAUGUUGGAGAGACUGGAACUACUUUUAUAUAAAAGAAUUCAGAACCACCUUUCAUUAAUUAGAAAUAAAAAAUGAAUGAACCAAUAGUACAGCACUUCACCAGUCAAGGACAUGACAUAAAUGAUGUUGUUCUGGUCCCUGUAGUUGGUUUGAGUUCAUUUUUUAAGUCAAUUCCAUUUGGCCACUAGAUGGCGCUGUUUACUGAUAAGGUCUGUUGUUUGCUUAAAUUCCUAUAUCCUGUAAAAGAAGAAUCCUUGUUAGCAUUGAAAAAUGGUGAAAGUCGCUCUGUGGAGCUGCAGAUAUCAUCAAACUCCAUCCUUCUUGCAAUUAUUUUGUAGAAGCAUUGUCUUUUUACUCAGUUCAUAAUACUGUACCUACAAACUGGUGGCAAUAAAUCAUCAUUCAAUACUACAGUUACUGGACAGAGUUUAUCUAUCUGUUAAGCUUAAGAAGGGGACUCUUUUGUGAGGGCAGAAUAGUAAAAAGACACUCUCAACGGUGAUUGCAACCUCCGGUGGACAAGAUAUCCAGUCUGCUCUACUCCUCUUCACACGUCCAAUGCAAGAUGUCAGCUUCAGAACAUAUGAGCCUUGCAACCAGGUCAGAGUGCUCACGUUCAUCUAAGUCAUCAAGACGCUCCAGCAAAUCUGCAGCAAACUUGGCUGCAUUAGAAGCUCGCGCCAAGGCUGAAGCAGCACUAGCAAGAGCAUCAUAUGCACAGAGAGAAAUAGAAGUGAAAGUGAAGAAGGCCCAGAUUAAAGUGGAGGAGACCCGCCUGGAAGCCACAUUAGAGGCUCUUCAGCAGGAGAAAGAGGCGGAGGCCGCCUUAGCUGAGGCUAAUGUCUUUGAGACAGCGGUGGAUGCAGCUGAUAUGGCACAGCUGUCUGGGGUUGACGGCAACAAACAAGGCUCAUCCUUCCAUUCUCUCGAGAGGACUGAGAAGUAUAUACAAGACCAGCAAGCCUACGUGAACUACCAUCAGCCAUCGGCAUACAAGGAAGUCUCACAUCCAGACAUCAAGGUUGAAUCGCCUCCCCCAGUUGAUCACCUCCAGCCACACGACUCCUCCCCCUCCCACAACAAGCUGGUCCAGAGCUCACAACCACGACUACAUUCUCUCUCUCGCGCCCCCACUCAUACUGGAGCACCAGCCACCUCAAGACACCCAACGACUCACCUUAUCAGAGAGCAUGUGGUGAACGUGCCUAACCCCACCUACAGGCUCCACACCUCACAGUCUCCCAGGCGCUACGCAGAUGAUGACGGCCAGCCACAUGGUGAAGAACGUCAUGAGUCCAGUGGGACCCAUUCUGAUCGUGCCAAUGUUGCAGGUCUGGCAAAGAUCCUAGCACGCCGCAACCUCCUCACAGCUGGACUCACCAAGUUCAACGACAAGCCAGAGAACUACUGGGCUUGGAAGUCAACAUUCUCCAACGCCGUAGAAGGCCUCGACCUAAAGCCCACUGAGGAACUCGACCUACUAAUCAAGUGGCUUGGGCCAGAAUCAGCUGAGCAUGUGAGAAGAAUGAGGUCCGUCCAUGUCAAUCAUCCUGCUGCAGCCCUCAGUGUGGUCUGGCAAUGGCUAGAGGAGUGCUAUGGGUCUGCUGAAGCUAUGGAGACAGCCUUCAACAAGCCUGAAUGCUUCCCGAAGAUCUCCAAUAAAGACCCCCAGCGUCUGAGAGAGCUGGGUGACCUUCUCCUCGAGUUGGAGGCAGCCAAAGCUGAAGGUUACUUACCCGGCCUGUCCUACCUGGACACUGCAAGGGGCAUCAAGCCUAUUCUGGAGAAGCUCCCCUUCAGCAUGCAGGAGAAGUGGAUGUCACAGGGGACCAGAUACAAACAGGAGCAUGGUGUCAGCUUCCCACCCUUCUCGUUCUUCUCCAGUUUAAUCCGUGCAGAAGCAAAAAUGAGGAACGACCCAAGCUUCAUCACUUCCACUUCCAGCGCAGCACCACCUAAAGGAGAGAAAUUCUCAACGAGAACGGCGAGAGCCCCUAUCACAGUGCACAAGACAGAAGUGGACAAUGCCAUCCAGAAAGAUGAAUCUAAGAAGGAUGACCCUAACAAACAAUGCCCUAUCCACAAAAAGCUGCACCCCCUGCGAAAGUGUAGAGGUUUUAGGGAGAAACCCCUAGAGGAGAGAAAAACCUUCCUUAGAGAGAACUCCAUAUGCUUUAGGUGUGUCUCCUCAACAGCACACCAGGCGAAGAACUGUAAAGCUGUCAUCCAGUGCUCUGAGUGCGAAAGCGACAAGCAUAUUGCAGCUCUUCACGCCGGUCCUGCCCCUUGGUCUCACAAAGAUGGCAUCAGCUCCUUCACACAGCAUGGCGGGGAGGAAGACAAGUCUCCCUCCUCUCCAGUUGCCACGUCCACCUGUACUGAGGUCUGUGGAGACAGUCCCCCGGGGAAGUCUUGCUCCAAGAUCUGUCGUGCUAACGUUUACCCAGAAGGUCAUCCUGAGAAGAAGAUGAGAACAUACGCCGUUCUGGAUGACCAAAGUAACAAGUCUUUGGCUAGGUCAGCCUUCUUCAAGAUAUUCAACGUAGCCAAUGACGCCUCACCCUACACAUUCAAGACGUGCUCAGGUAUCUCAGAGACUGUAGGCCGGCGAGCAUGA
This is a messenger RNA of Acipenser ruthenus (sterlet), 5555 nucleotides long. RefSeq lists its product as uncharacterized. The transcript has 4 exons. NCBI's taxonomy places the organism in Eukaryota, Metazoa, Chordata, Actinopteri, Acipenseriformes, Acipenseridae. The coding region runs from base 3504 to 5555 and encodes 683 amino acids. The record is from RefSeq and is a predicted model, not a curated record.